Hemibagrus wyckioides is the source of this 1570-nucleotide messenger RNA. RefSeq names its product mitochondrial ribosomal protein L12 (gene mrpl12). The record is from RefSeq and is a predicted model, not a curated record. The coding region runs from base 143 to 727 and encodes 194 amino acids. Gene Ontology annotation, molecular function: structural constituent of ribosome. Gene Ontology annotation, cellular component: ribosome; mitochondrial large ribosomal subunit. Gene Ontology annotation, biological process: mitochondrial transcription; translation. Lineage: Eukaryota; Metazoa; Chordata; Actinopteri; Siluriformes; Bagridae. The transcript has 5 exons.
GUGCAUUGUGGGUAGGUCAGGGAAGCAGAGUGUAGGACGCCAUGUGCUUGUGAGUGUGACAGAGAGCCUUGACAAGUUUGUGCAGUGUUAGAGGCAGCUGGGAUUAGUUUCUUUGUUCGGAAAGAAACGACAGGAAAGAAAAAUGUACUGUACUUUACACUGCAUCCGGAACUCACUGCGGAUAGCCGCAAAAACACACCGGCAUCAUCUGUCUGCUCCGGCUCUGUCGGCACUGCGAGCGCUCCACUGUAGCCCCGCCCGUCUCUCUGAUGCCUUAGCGACGCCGCCGUUAGACGGAGCACCCAAGCAGUACUCACCCAAAAUCCAGCAGCUGGUCAACGACAUCGCCAGCCUCACCCUGUUAGAGGUGUCCGACCUCAACGAGCUGCUCAAGAAAACACUGAACAUUCAGGAUGUGGGGAUGAUGCCGAUGGGCGCGAUGGCCGCCGCCCCCACCGCCUCAGCAGCUCCGGCAGCGGAGGAAGACACGGGCCCAGUGAAGAAGGAGAAAACCCAUUUCACCAUCAAACUGACCGAGCUGAAGGCAGAGGAUAAAGUCAAGCUGAUUAAGGAAGUGAAGAACUGCAUUCAGGGGUUGAAUCUCGUACAGGCUAAGAAGCUGGUGGAGUCGCUGCCGCAGGAGAUCCGGGCGAACGUUUCCAAAGAGGAGGCAGAGAAACUGAAGGCGGCUCUGGAGGCAGCAGGGGGCACUGUGGUCCUGGAGUAGAGCACCGCAGUCCGUCCAUCCUCUUCAUUACUGUGUCUCCCUUUCUGUUCUUUGUUCCUUUCAUUUUUUUUUACACAACAAAAGAAUUCUGGGAAACAGAUAUAAAGUGAAAGAUCCGGGUGUGUGAACUCUCAGACUGAACUCUAGCAGGCUGCAGGCUUGCGUACUCUCACCACCCGGCCAUCACACCUGUCUGUCUGUCUGUCCGCAGAGUUACAGACGGCGACAGUGUCACAGUAAUGUCUGUCUGUAUGUCUCAAAGCAGUGAGGACGUGUGUCCUGGACAUGUAGAGACGUAUGCCAUUGUCCACGGUUAAAUAAAUGUGUAACAUUUAAGAAUCCUUGUUUUUUCCCCCACUUAAUAAUUCUGGAGUUUUUUGGUUUCUCUUUCAGCUCAGAACGUAUUAACUUAUCUUUAUUUGUCACAUAUAGAUUACUGCACAGUGAAAUUCUUUCUUCACAUAUGCCAUCCUUGGGGUUUGGGGUCAGAGCGCAGGGUCAGCCAUGAUGCAGCGCCGUUGGGGCCUUGCUCAAGGGCCCAAUGGUGGCAGCUUGGUGGUGCUGGGGCUUGAACCAUGAUCUGCCGGUCAAUGACCCAGAGCCUUAACCACUUGAUCUACCACUACAUUAUUCCUGAAGAGUACCUGGAUGUGGAUAAUGACUUAAAAACAAAUGGGUAUUAUGUUUUCAGAAAUAUCAGUGUUUGUGUGGGCGGGGCCUCAGGGCAAAUAGGGUAGUAUCUAAAUACUGAAUUGUUUCACUGAUCAGUGUCCCAGAGUGUAACGGCUUAUAAGAAUUGUGUUUACUGAGAAAAGAAUUAUCACUUAUUAUCAGAUCAUUAAA